Molecule: messenger RNA, 1236 nt
Organism: Penicillium antarcticum
Lineage: Eukaryota; Fungi; Ascomycota; Eurotiomycetes; Eurotiales; Aspergillaceae
Product: putative ethanolamine kinase
Exons: 5
Coding region: 1-1236 (411 amino acids)
Biological process (GO): phosphatidylethanolamine biosynthetic process; phosphatidylcholine biosynthetic process
Cellular component (GO): cytoplasm
Molecular function (GO): ethanolamine kinase activity; choline kinase activity
Source: RefSeq, a predicted model, not a curated record
AUGGGCUCGACAGAGAAUCAGACCGACCUCACGCCGGAUUUCCGCUACAUCCCCCUCUCCUACAGCCAUGCCGACUCCCAGGCCUCAGCCCUGCGGUUGAUCCUGACCCUCAACCCCGACUGGGAGGGUCCUGGCAACAACAUUCAAUUCGUGCGCUUCACCGACGGAAUAACGAACACCCUCCUCAAAAUCAUCAACACCAAGGCAGGCCUGACGGAGGAACAAAUAGACAACGAGGCAGUACUGAUGAGGGCGUACGGAAACGGAACAGAGAUUCUCAUAGACCGCGAAAGAGAAACCAAGUCGCACGCCCUCUUAGCCAGUCGCGGUCUGGCCCCACCCCUCCUCGCCCGCUUCAAGAACGGCCUGCUAUACCGCUUCAUCCGCGGCAAGCCCUGCGGCCACCUGGAUAUAGCCUCCCCACCCAUCUGGCGCGGCGUUGCUCGCCGUCUGGCGCAGUGGCAUGCCGUCCUUCCCAGUAGCGGCGCGGCCCCAAUUAAGGACGCCGAUGCGGGGAUUGCGCAGUCCGAUGAUGAAAUCACUGUAAUCCAGCCCCGUCGUGGUGGUCCGUCUAUGUGGGCUGUUUUGCAGAAGUGGGUGCUGGCUCUGCCGAUUACUACGCCUGAGCAGCGUGCGCGUCGCUUAAGUCUGCAGAAGGAGUUGCAGUGGGUUGUUGAGCGUCUGGAUGAUGGCAAGGGAAUUGGUGAAGACGGGCUCGUUUUCUCGCACUGCGAUCUCCUCUGCGCCAACGUUAUCGUUCUUCCUAGUGAGGAUAAUGCGCCUAUUUCCGAAGACGGUAUCGCGCCGGUUAACUUUAUCGACUAUGAAUACGCUGUUCCUGCUCCUGCUGCCUUUGAUAUCUCUAACCACCUUGCUGAGUGGGGUGGUUAUGAUUGCGAUUACAACAUGAUGCCGACUAAGUCUGUGCGCCGUCAGUUCCUUACUGAAUACACCAAAAGCUACUGCCAGCAGCGUGGUCUCGAUGCUUCGUCGCAGGCCGAGAUUGUUGAUCGCUUGUAUGAGGAUGUUGACCGAUUCCGUGGUAUUCCCGGUCUCUACUGGGGUGUGUGGGCCCUCAUCCAAGCCCAGAUCUCCCAGAUCGACUUCGACUAUGCCAGCUACGCUGAGACCCGUCUUGGCGAGUACUUCGCCUGGAAGCGCGAGAUCGACGGAAGCCGCGAGCAGGCCGGCGAGGAAAUGCCCCUGCGCGAAGCUCGCUGGGCCCAAGAGGCGUAA